CAGCGUGUUGUAAUACGACCGACCCGCUGACGCGUAGUGCGAUUUUCUUAGUGCCAACGAAUAAUUUCAAACCCGUGCGUUUCGGCAAAAAACUCGCGAAAAUGGGCAAAACCGCCGCCAUAGGUAUAGAUUUGGGCACGACCUACUCCUGCGUAGGGGUGUGGCAGCACGGAAAAGUCGAGAUCAUCGCCAACGACCAGGGCAACAGGACUACGCCCAGCUAUGUGGCGUUCAACGAUACCGAGAGGCUGAUAGGGGAUGCCGCCAAAAGUCAGGUAGCCAUGAACCCCAAAAACACCGUGUUCGACGCCAAGCGUCUCAUCGGUCGAAAAUUCGACGACCCCAAGAUCCAAGAGGAUAUAAAGCACUGGCCCUUCGAGGUGAUAAGCGACGGGGGAAAACCGAAAAUCAGGGUCGAGUACAAAGGCGAGGUCAAAGUAUUCGCCCCGGAAGAAAUCAGUUCGAUGGUCUUGACCAAGAUGAGGGAGAUCGCCGAGACUUUCUUGGGCGGCAAAGUCACCGACGCGGUCAUCACCGUCCCCGCAUACUUCAACGACUCUCAACGUCAGGCGACCAAAGACGCGGGCGUCAUCGCCGGCGUCAACGUUCUUCGGAUCAUCAACGAGCCUACGGCCGCGGCCUUGGCCUACGGCCUCGACAAGAACCUCAAAGGAGAGAAAAACGUCCUGAUUUUCGACCUGGGCGGCGGCACCUUCGACGUCUCCAUCUUGUCCAUCGACGAAGGGUCGCUGUUCCAAGUCAAAUCGACCGCCGGCGACACCCACCUCGGAGGGGAAGACUUCGAUAACCGUUUGGUGAACCACUUCGUCGAGGAAUUCAAGCGCAAAUUCAAAAAAGAUCUCAGCACCAACACCAGGGCGUUGAGGAGGUUGAGGACCGCUUGCGAGCGCGCCAAGAGGACCUUGUCGUCGAGCACCGAGGCCAGCCUCGAGAUAGACGCCCUACACGACGGCGUGGACUUCUACUCCAAGAUAACCAGGGCCAGGUUCGAAGAGCUCUGCAUGGAUAUGUUCAGGUCGACCCUGCAGCCAGUGGAGAAAGCUUUGAACGAUGCCAAGCUGGACAAGUCGGCAAUCCACGACGUGGUGCUGGUCGGAGGAUCGACCAGGAUCCCGAAGAUCCAGAAGAUGCUGCAGGAUUUCUUCUGCGGCAAAACGCUGAACCUGUCCAUCAAUCCGGACGAGGCGGUGGCCUAUGGCGCCGCGGUCCAGGCGGCCAUUUUGAGCGGGGAUACGUCGUCGCAGAUUCAAGAUGUACUGCUGGUCGACGUCGCACCCUUGUCCCUGGGCAUCGAGACCGCUGGAGGGGUGAUGACCAAGAUCGUCGAGAGGAACUCGAGGAUCCCCUGCAAGCAGCAGCAGACGUUCACAACGUACUCCGAUAACCAGAAUGCCGUUACGAUACAGGUGUUCGAAGGCGAACGUGCCAUGACGAAGGACAACAACCUGCUGGGGACGUUCAACCUGACGGGGAUACCACCCGCGCCCCGUGGCGUGCCCAAAAUAGAAGUCACCUUCGAUUUGGACGCCAACGGUAUCCUGAACGUGUCCGCUAGAGACUCGAGCACCGGAAAAUCCGAGAAAAUCACCAUCACCAACGACAAAGGACGCUUGUCGAAGGCGGAGAUCGACAAGAUGCUGUCGGACGCUGAGAAAUACGCCGGCGAAGACAACGAACAACGGCAGAGGAUAACGGCAAGGAACCAGCUCGAAGGGUACAUCUUUAGCGCAAAACAGGCGGUUGAAAAUGCCGCUGCGGAUAAACUAACCGAAGACGACAAGAAGCUGGUUCAAGAUAAAUGCGCGACAGCUCUGGCAUGGUUGGACAGCAACCAGUUGGCGGAAAAGGACGAGUACGAGGACAAGCUGAAGGAGCUGCAGAAGGACUGUCAACCCGUGAUGAUGAAGCUUCAUCAGGGCGAUGCGAAGGGUGCCAAAGGCCCCACCGUCGAAGAAGUCGAUUGAUUCGGAAACAUUUACUUUUUUUUUGUAUUUAAAUUCAGCUGAAUUUCAUUCGUCAGUUGUGAAAUAAAGCUUUAAGUUUGACGCUGUCACUUUGACGAC
Molecule: messenger RNA, 2084 nt
Organism: Cylas formicarius (sweet potato weevil)
Lineage: Eukaryota; Metazoa; Arthropoda; Insecta; Coleoptera; Brentidae
Gene: Hsc70-2
Product: heat shock 70 kDa protein cognate 2
Exons: 3
Coding region: 102-1985 (627 amino acids)
Biological process (GO): protein refolding; cellular response to unfolded protein
Cellular component (GO): cytoplasm
Molecular function (GO): misfolded protein binding; ATP-dependent protein folding chaperone; ATP hydrolysis activity
Source: RefSeq, a predicted model, not a curated record